AUGGUUACCAUUUCACGUCUCGGUCUCGAUACCAAGCUCAAGGAGACGACUAGCGCCAGUGGCAGCCUCGGUAUUUUUGGUCUCCCUAUUAGCUUGGGCGGUAGCGGCAGCCACAAGAGCGAAAAGAUCAACCAUACUGCCCACCGGGAUGCUGCAGCCAAGACUCUCAAGGUCGUUCCCAGCGAAGACGUUGGUACCGCCCCUCUCAUCGGCCUCCUUGGCGAGAAAGUCAAAUUCGCGUAA
Messenger RNA from Colletotrichum spaethianum, 243 nucleotides. RefSeq lists its product as uncharacterized. The record is from RefSeq and is a predicted model, not a curated record. The coding region runs from base 1 to 243 and encodes 80 amino acids. Lineage: Eukaryota; Fungi; Ascomycota; Sordariomycetes; Glomerellales; Glomerellaceae. The transcript is spliced from 2 exons.